UUCAUCCACAGCCCUUUAAGAGGAAACCAAGGGAACUGGGGGAAACGAAGAAAACCAAGAAAAUCAAUGGCAGGUGAUUGACUUCGCGGUGUUCUCGUGUUCUCCCCGCAUUCGUACUCUGCCCGCAUUCUUUUUGCUGGAUAGCAUAGAUACGUGGACACACGUGGCAGCAUGAACAACGAAGGCGAAAGUGCCGACUCUUCAUCGGAACCCCCGUCUUCCGACACACCGCCUCCCGCAAAACCCGAUGCCUAUCACUGGGAUCCCAUCGCUCAUUUGUGCGAGGUUUCAUCUCCCCAGUGCCUCCUGAGGACCAAAAGAGAUGUCAUGGACAUCUACUCAGAACCACCUCCUGGAGUUUUUAUCGCACCUGAUGAACGAAAUAUCACAAAGAUCCACGCGCUGGUGACGGGCCCCUUUGACACGCCCUACGAGGGGGGCUUCUUCUACUUCCUGCUCAAGUGCCCCUCGGACUACCCGAUCCAGCCACCGCGGGUGCGCUUCAUGACCACGGAUUACGGGAGCGUGCGCUUCAACCCCAACCUCUACCGCAACGGCAAGGUGUGCCUCAGCAUACUCGGGACAUGGACCGGGCCGGCAUGGAGCCCAGCCCAGAGUUUGGCCAGCGUGCUGAUCUCCAUACAGUCGCUGCUAAACGAGAACCCCUACUACAACGAGCCUGGCUACGACCAGGAGCGUAACCCGGGGGAUUCCAGCCGGUACAACGACAUCAUUCAGCAUGAGACCAUCAGGGUGGCUGUCUGCAGCAUGGUUGAGGCCUGUCUUUCAGGCAACACGGACUGUCCACCCCCGCUCAGGGACGUGGUGGAGAAGUCCUUCCAAGAAUUUUACGACGCGUAUGAGGCAAUCGUAAAAAAGAAGAUGCAUCUGUCAGGAACACAGAUGGCCGACCCGUUCGGAGAGCCCCGGGGCAUCUUCCAGUACAGCACACUGUUGACGCGCCUGCAGUCCCUGAGAGAGCGGAUCAACCAGAAGCACCAGGCCGCGGUUGCCGAGCACUCUUGAGACUCUGCCAGAGGCCACGCCUCCCCCGUCCGUUGUCCGUGCACCCCGACCCGUCCUCGUGCGGUCUGCCUGACCCCGCGGUUCCCCUGCCGUUCUUCUUUCCUAUUUUCCUUUUUGUGGAACUGUGCCUUUGUGAAGGAACUGCCAAAGGAAGUUGGACAUGGUUCCAGCACAGAGAGAAAAAGGACAGAAUUUUGUGUUGUCGUUGCCCAGUACGUGAAGAGCUCGCUUCUCCUCCGUGGAGCGGGCUCAACGAGAGGGACCGACCAAGGCUAGUUUAUGCGGCUAGAAAGUGUUUGUGCACGUGUAUCGCCCUUGGGUGUUCCAUUUUUAGCAACUUGUUUUUUCUCCCCUCCUGUCCAUUCAGAGCUGUCGUGGUCUUCGUCGUUUAGACUGGAGACAAUGUAUGUCUGGGUAUAUGUGGUUGUUAUGGCUGGGUGCAUACUCUAGGCUCUGUUUGCAACGUGUUGGAAGCAAGUAUGUGUGCGUGCAGACGUUUGGAGAUGUAAAGUGGUUACCGUGCAUGUUGUUAGGAAUGUUUUUUUGCGUGAUUGAAUGCCUCAUCAAGGAAUACGAGUCAUACAAUUCGAGGGAUAGUGGCUUUCCAGGUACGUCACCUGGGGGUUGCUGCUGUUCAGUCGUUGGCAAUUGAAAUGGCGUUGGAAGAAACCAAAGUGAAAGGUAUCAUUUGUUUUCUUCCGCCAGCGACAUCCUCGAGUGUAUGAAGCACACCUAUGUUGCACUUCAGUAUUGUAUCAAUGGAUAUCUGUGGGUAUCUAUGGAUUAGAGGCUAUAUGAAUGAAUGUCAGCAAUAGUUAUCAUUAUAUGUGCCCCUUCUUCAUUCAUCAUUUGGUGACUGCAGUUAAACGUUCUAUCACUUUUUUUAUGUUCCAUAGUUUUGGCUGCUAGGUGCUUUAAGAGCUUAGCAUAGUCAUGGACACUGUGUCUGCUACGAUAUCUGUCUUUGGCACUGAACUGCUUUAUUGUUACAUCAUGAAACUAGAGUUGUACUAGUUUCAUUUAUUUUGUGACUGCAAAGUAACAUGCUUACUGGUCAAAGUGCGAAACUGAAAGGUUAGGAAAAGUGACUGAAAAGUAGCCUUGCUGCUUUGCAGUGGUUUAUAUAAUAAUUUGAGUCGAGAAGACUAGACUUCAGCUUAGGGGUCAGCCAGUGUGAUAUGAAAAGCCUACAAGUUGCAUUUAAUGUUUGUUAACUGUUAUUAGCACUCGACGGAAUACAUCUUAAUAUAAGGAAUGCUGACUUCAUGGAGAGGCAAUGGUAAUCGACAUUUAGUCCUACAUGUGCAUACCGCCACGACAGGUUUUUAUUGAAUUAAUCAGCUCGGCCUCCACACCUACCCGAUCUCACUUUCACAAACCCCUUGGGGUAAAAGUUUAUACUUCCGCGUUAAGCUGUUCACGGAGCACUGAGAAACUUGGGUGCAAGGGGUAGCCCCGCAAAAUGCUGUUUACAUGAAAAUAUUUGCGAAGAACCCAUAUACUUGCUCCCCUGUUCCUCACUGUUCACAGAAGUUCUGGUCUCUUGAUGGCAAUUAGUCCGUUUCUGCUUACCUUUUCUGUUCCAAUCAUUUACUAAGAUGCCCCCGGGCAGGUGGACUUUGGGUGUCGGUUGACCCAAGCUGCGAUUGCUGGGAGACCUACAAACACGGCAGAGAGAUGGCUAGCAAUGCAUUGCUUAGUUCUGUGUGUAUGGUUGGGCGUGAGCAUCAUCUUGCGCAUUUUCUGAAGUGGCGCCGAAUGACUUUAAAGAAAGGAGAACUUAUGCAGCAACAGUCUGCAUUUCCUUUGGGUUGCCUCAAAUAAAGUGUUAUGGAUCGAG
This is a messenger RNA of Ixodes scapularis (black-legged tick), 2866 nucleotides long. Its product is annotated as ubiquitin-conjugating enzyme E2 Z. The record is from RefSeq and is a predicted model, not a curated record. Gene Ontology annotation, cellular component: nucleus. The transcript is spliced from 7 exons. Gene Ontology annotation, biological process: negative regulation of apoptotic process. Gene Ontology annotation, molecular function: ubiquitin conjugating enzyme activity; cysteine-type endopeptidase inhibitor activity. NCBI's taxonomy places the organism in Eukaryota, Metazoa, Arthropoda, Arachnida, Ixodida, Ixodidae. The coding region runs from base 172 to 1026 and encodes 284 amino acids.